Megalops cyprinoides (Indo-Pacific tarpon) is the source of this 2524-nucleotide messenger RNA. Its product is annotated as integrin beta-2-like. The record is from RefSeq and is a predicted model, not a curated record. The coding region runs from base 103 to 1917 and encodes 604 amino acids. The transcript has 14 exons. Gene Ontology annotation, molecular function: integrin binding; amyloid-beta binding. Gene Ontology annotation, cellular component: focal adhesion; cell surface; integrin complex. Lineage: Eukaryota; Metazoa; Chordata; Actinopteri; Elopiformes; Megalopidae. Gene Ontology annotation, biological process: cell adhesion mediated by integrin; cell-matrix adhesion; integrin-mediated signaling pathway.
CUCAGAGACAGAGCAAGAGCAGAAGCAGAUGACUUAAAAACUGGAGACACAUAUAGAUCACAGACAAGGUGACAGAAAAUUUUCCGUGUAACAGUCUUCAUUAUGUGCCUGGUGCUUAUCCUCUGGUCACAAUGCCCACGUGCACAGGAGUGCAACGCAUUUCAAGAAAAUACUUGCGAGGGGUGCAUCUCCUUUAGCCCCGACUGUGCCUGGUGCAAGGACAAGGACUUUGGCAGGGGGCGGCAGGAGAGGCCUUUUCACUGCAACCUGCGAGCAAGACUGAGGGAGAUGGGCUGUGCGGAGGACGACAUCGUGGACCCAGUGAGCCUGCUAACCGUCACUGACCCUCUUCCAAGAAAGGGCAGGAGGAGAGCCCUGCUGACUCCACAGAACAUGACUGCGGAGCUGAGGCCUGGGAAACCCCUGACAUUUGAUGUGCAGGUGAAAAGGCCUAAGAAAACCCCAGUGGAUGUGUAUUACCUGACAUCACUCUCCUUCGCUGGGAAGGACAGCUCACACAGUGCAAUGCAGCUGGGCGCUCAGGUGAUCAGUGCAGUGCAGGAGGUCUGCCCUGAGGCCAAGAGCAGAGGUUUUGGAAUCUUUGGUGACGAACACAGCACUGACUCUGAGAUGACCGAGGAGUGUAGAGAGGGUGAACUCGGGUGCAAGAAAGCCUUCAGCUUCUCACACUCGCCCAGCCCGCUUAGCAGCCCAGAGGUCCCCACCAACGCCCCCAAAAAUGGCGCCCAGGCACUCCAGGGCCCCUCUGAGGGUGGGCUGCUGGCCCUAAUGCAGACUGCAGUGUGUGGGGCAAUGAUUGGUUGGGUCCAUGAUGCCCGCCUGGUGGUUUAUGUAUCUGACCACGGGUUCCGUGCUGCAAACAGUGACACCCCACAUGCUGACAGCACCAGUGACAGUGGCCGGUGCCACCUGAGAGAGGGCCAAGACACCAGUCGUAAGCUGGACUAUCCAACUGUUGCUGAGCUUGCUCAAAAAUUAACAGAGAACAACAUUCAGAUAAUCUUUGCUGUCACUGAAGGAGUGGCAGAAAAAUACCAGGAGCUCAGCGACCUGCUCCCCAAGUCCACCGUGGCUGUCUUGCCCUCUGACCUCAGCAAUGCCACGGCUGUCAUCAAAGAGGCAUACAACAGGCUGUCAUUGGCAAUGGCAGUGAGUCAUACGGGCGUCCCAGGUCUGAACAUCUCCUACCUCACCGAAUGUGCAGAUGGGGAGCAGAGGAGCUCGGUCAGAGGGGCGUGCAGUGACACCGGGGACAACAGACAGACCUCUGUGAAAGUGACCAUUUCCUCUAAAUACUGCCUGGAGCCCCAGUCUCUUCACCUGCAGCUGCUGGGCUCUCCGGACAGGCUCUCGGUGGAGCUCAAAUCUCUCUGUCGGUGCGAGUGCGGGGACAGCCCUGAUCCUGAAUUCUGUAGCUACUCUGGGGAAUUCAGCUGUGGCGUCUGCAGGUGCUACCCAGGCUUCAUCGGAAAAAGGUGUGACUGUGACCUGGCAAGAGAGAGUGACGCCCCCUGCAGGAUGACAGAGGCAGAUUUGGUGUGUUCGGGGCGAGGGGACUGCAUGUGCGGACAGUGUGAAUGCAAAAGGAGAGAAAACCCAGCAGAGCGCAUUUACGGGCAGUACUGUGAAUGUGACAACUUCAACUGCGAGCGAGCAAUUGGCAAGCUCUGCGGCGGGCAUGGCCAGUGUAUGUGUGGAAAAUGCCACUGUGAUCCCGGGUUCGAGGGUACGGCCUGCGACUGCUCUACAGAGGUGGACCGGUGCAUGAGUACGGAUGGGUCCCUCUGCAGUAACCAUGGUAACUGCGAGUGUAACCAAUGCAAGUGCAGCGGCCCUUACACCGGACCUCUGUGUGAGGCUUGCCCCACCUGCGAAGGAAUCAAACACAUCCACUGAGAGCAGUUUUUUGUCACUUGCCACUAGGAAAAAAUGUCUGCAUAGUUUCAAACACUUACCUCAUUAUAGUCGAAAUGGCUCUGUUCUUAUCACAUGCAGCUUGAUCGUGGGAAAAAUGCUACCCAAAGGAAGAUUCAGACCAUAGUCUCACAGUUCCCUCCUUCAUAGACGUUUCAUUGGUUAUGAAAUGGACUAUGUCAAAAAAAAUCCUGAGAAUAUGAUUCUUGCAUGAAACGUGGAUAAGUGUACAUGACUUGCUCCAGAUUACACAAUGUUGAUAUGUAACUUACACAUUUUUAUGUAUCCACUUGCACUCCCAAAUAUUCACUGAAGCGGUUCACGUUAACUACAUAUCUUGCCCAGAGGUAGCACUAUGUGUUUACAUAAAGGGGCAAGAAAGUUAAUGCGAAGCCUGAGCAUUUUAUCUUUUCUCCUUGCGGUGUUGUGGAUAUUUUAUGUGACGUCAAACAUCAGGGCUGUGGGGUUUGCUUGGCCAUGUGAGGAGGCACUCAGAUGAAUCACCUUGCACCCCCAGAUACUGCGUUGAGUGUCUGGCCUUUGGAUCCGGCCCGUAUAAAGAGAAUUGCAAGGAGAAGUGCGCCAGCAU